GCUCCAGCAGCAGGUUCCCCCAGCCACCAUUCCGGGCCCCCUGGCCGACCCGGGGAAACGCAGACUGAUCCGGGAGCAGCUGUUGCUCCUACUGCAUGCCCGCAUGUGCCAGCAACGCAAGCAGACCAACAGGGAGGAGUGGUCAUGCUCCAGGCCCCAGUGCCGCACCAUGAGGAAGGUCCUGAAGCACAUGGAUAACUGCCAGGCUGGCAUGACCUGCCAGGUGAAGCACUGCACUUCCUCCUGCCAGAUCAUCUCACACUGGAAGAACUGCAUGCAGGAUGACUGUCCCGUCUGCAUGCCGUCUAAUAACAUGAACAACGAUACUGACUCGGGGAAACUAGAGCUGAUCCAGGUGUUGCUGUUGCUCCUACUGCACGCCCAGGAGUGCCAGCAGCGUGAACAGGCCAACGGGGAGGAGUGGUCAUGCUCCAGGCCCCAGUGCUGCAGCAUGAGGAAGGUCCUAAAGCAUAUGACCCAGUGCCAGUCCGGCAUGACCUGCCAGGAGUAUCUCUGUGCUUUAGCCUGCCAGCUCAUCUCUCACUGGGAGACCUGCACACAGGACGACUGUCUGACUGUCCACUUUUAAUCAUGAUGAAUAACAUGAACGACAAAAGGAGCAACAGUGGAUCACAUGACAAUCAGGAGAUGGAGGCAUCAUCACCUGCUGAUCACAAUGAACCAAAGACAGAGGAGGUAUUACUGGCAAGGGCGUAACUUUGGCUGGAACAUUGGGGGGGUCGAGGUCUCCACCCAUUACGGGGGAAACAUGAUUAUUGGGGGGGUUAUAUUGGCUGGAUCUGAUUAUUGGGGGGGUCAUGACCCCGCUAACCCCCCUGGAAAUUACGCCUAUGAUUACUGGGAGAGAAGAACACAGAAGCCUGAAGGAUCUAUAGUGUUUAAUUUGGUAUGUUUGCCUACGGUCCCAAGUUUGAUACUGUAGAUCCUGUUGGAUCAACAAGAUAGCUGUGUUAGCAGUCACCAGUUUAUGGGUGAUCAGUUCAUUUUAUCCGAUGAGUUGAGGGACUUUGCUGGCCAGUAGGGUUGGGUGAUGUCUUCCUAACUGGCAUAUGACGAUGUCUACAGUGAAACAUUCUGAUGGACAUUGGGGUGCUGGGGGGUUGGGGGGGGCGGUUGGGUCAUGGGAUAAGGUUCUGUACAUUUUUACAUAGGCCCACAUCCUUUUGCAUUUUUAAUGACUAUUCAUACACUCAUUAAGUACUUAACUACACUAUGAAUGUAUUACUAUUUCUAUUUUUUACCCAUUCACAGCCCAUCCUCCCCGGUCUUUCCUUACUCUUCCUCAGUAUAUUCUGCCUUGAGUGUCACAUUGUGUAGUUCAGUACUUAAACUUGUUGAGUGUGGACAUGAAUGCACAUAUGCACCCACAAAAGUACAAGAAGUAUGAGAUUUGACACUCACGGCUAUGCUCACUAGUCAUAGUGAUGGAGUCAUGGCGUUCAUAGACUUUUGAACAUUUUUGUAUUGUUUUGUUAGAUAAUUUCAUAAUUUGUCUUGCCUUUUUUUGCACAGUAAAAACCUAAAUGUGGUGUUAAAUGAGCUGUUUUGAUUGUAAAAUGUAAAUCCAGAGUUUUGCCUGUAAAAUGUGCUCUUGUUAUGUUUUCCUAAAUAAAGAUGUUAUCGGAAACAA
Paramormyrops kingsleyae is the source of this 1651-nucleotide messenger RNA. The record is from RefSeq and is a predicted model, not a curated record. NCBI's taxonomy places the organism in Eukaryota, Metazoa, Chordata, Actinopteri, Osteoglossiformes, Mormyridae.